Molecule: messenger RNA, 558 nt
Organism: Monosiga brevicollis MX1
Lineage: Eukaryota; Choanoflagellata; Craspedida; Salpingoecidae
Exons: 3
Coding region: 1-558 (185 amino acids)
Source: RefSeq, a predicted model, not a curated record
AUGAAUGUGUGUGUGUGUGUGUGUGUGUGUGUGUGUGUGUGUGUGUGUGUGUGUGUGUGUGUGUGUGUGUGUGUGUGUGUGUGUGUGUGUGUGUGUGUGUGUGUGUGUGUGUGUGUGUGUGUGUGUGUGUGUGUGUGUGUGAAGCUGACUGCAGUUGUGGCAGCGCGAAAUGGGGAGGGGGAUCGCCACGCCUUUCCAUUCCUUGAUUUUGAUGGGGUCAAAGUAAUCCUCCGUUACAUCAACGCCGGCCGUUUCCAGAAACAAGUCACCCUGGCCCCGGCCCUGCCACAAACUCAGGCCAAUCAAAGAGCUUGCACCCGUGAGCAGCCAAGAUCAAGUCAAAUGCUGCUCUCUCUCCUCUCUCUCUCUCUCUCUCUCCUCUCUCUCUCUCUCUCUCUCUCUCUCUCUCUCUCUCUUUGCUCUUUAUUUCUCUUUCCAUUUCUCUCUCUCUCUCUCUUUCUCGAACCAAUUCGGCCCUCUCUCUCGCUUUCUCUCUCGCGCGCUGCCUGUGUCAACAAUGUCAGCUUUUUCUUCCUGUUGGGGUGGGCUGGUUACUAA